CUGCAACUCCCAGAGUGCAGCGCAGGGCUUCCGGCUUCCGGCGAGUGGACCGGAGUGUGUUUACACCGGCGGCUCUGCGGCCGGAUUCCUUCCGCGGGACGGGGAGAAAGAGAGAGCGCGAAAGAGAGAGGAUGUCUCUCUCAGAUUGGCACCUGGCGGUGAAGCUGGCUGACCAGCCACUUGCCCCAAAGUCUAUUCUCCAGUUGCCAGAGUCUGAGCUGGGUGAAUACUCUCUUGGGGGCUACAGUAUUUCAUUUCUGAAACAGCUCAUUGCUGGCAAACUCCAGGAGUCGGUUCCAGACCCUGAGCUGAUUGAUCUGAUAUACUGUGGCCGGAAGCUUAAAGAUGACCAGACCCUUGACUUCUACGGCAUUCAACCUGGCUCCACAGUCCAUGUUCUGCGGAAGUCCUGGCCCGAGCCUGAUCAGAAACCAGAACCUGUGGACAAAGUGGCUGCCCUGAGGGAGUUCCGGGUGCUGCAUACCGCCCUGCACAGCAGCUCGUCCUACAGGGAGGCGGUCUUCAAGAUGCUCGGCAAUAAGGAGUCUCUGGAUCAGAUCAUUGUGGCCACGCCGGGCCUCAGCAGUGACCCUAUUGCUCUUGGUGUUCUCCAGGACAAGGACCUCUUCUCUGUCUUUGCUGAUCCCAGCAUGCUUGAUACGUUGGUGCCUGCUCACCCAGCCCUGGUCAAUGCCAUCGUCCUGGUCCUGCACUCGGUGGCUGGCAGCACCCCGCUGCCAGGAGCCGACUCCUCUUCACGGAGCGCACCCUCCAGCUCAUAUCGGGACAUGCCCGGUGGCUUCCUGUUCGAAGGGCUCUCUGAUGACGAGGACGACUUUCACCCAAGCUCCAGGUCCACGCCCUCUAGCAGCACACCCAGCUCACGCCCAGCCUCCUUGGGGUACAGUGGAGCUGCCGGCCCCCGGCCCAUCACCCAGAGUGAGCUGGCCACCGCCCUAGCCCUGGCCAGCACUCCGGAGAGCAGCUCUCACACACCGACUCCUGGCACCCAGGGCCAUUCCUCGGGGACCUCGCCGAUGUCUUCUGGGGUCCAGUCAGGGACGCCCAUCACCAACGAUCUCUUCAGCCAAGCCCUACAGCAUGCUCUUCAGGCCUCGGGGCAACCCAGCCUUCAGAGCCAGUGGCAGCCUCAGCUGCAGCAGCUACGUGACAUGGGCAUCCAGGACGACGAGCUGAGCCUGCGAGCCCUGCAGGCCACGGGCGGUGACAUCCAGGCGGCCCUGGAGCUCAUCUUUGCCGGUGGAGCCCCAUGAACUCCUGUUCCUUCUCACCCCCCAGCAAACUGCCAAGGUGGCUGCCCCCGGGAGACACCCUGAAGGUGCCUCAUCUCUCCUCUCCCCAAUACAUCUGAUGGUUGACCUUCUGCCUUGUCCGUUGCGUGGCCUAUCUGGCUGACUUGAGCUGGUGGAGGCAGGGGGGCAAGCAGGGCGUGUGGGUCUUGGUGUGUGGCUCGGCCCUGCUUCUGAGCUUUGGGUGGAAAAUUUGUAGUCAUAGGAUGUUGUGUGAUGCCCAGACUCUGUUUUGGGAGAAGUUUCCCAUGCUAGCCCCAGACCCUUUAGUACUUGGGGUGUGGCAGCCUCACGACAUGCCCCAGGUUGGAGCAAGGCUGCCACCCAGUGUCCAGGGUGGCUGCUGUGUGGCCGCUAUGGCCAGAAGAGGCGUGGCUUCUGACAUGACCCCAGGCUGGGGAUUAGCCAGGGCUACUUUUACUGGGAGCAGGUAGGGCAGCUUGCCUUCCCACAUGCUUCUAGAAGAUUCUGCCUCCCUCCCCUGGCCUCAUCUCCUCAGGCAGUCUUUGCCACUGAUGCUGUAAUGACUCCAGAGCCAGACUGCAGGCCUCAGAGCUUUGCCAGAAGGCAGGGCCCUCUUCUCUGUCCUGAAGGCAUAAAUACAAGAGCAGUUAAAUAACAAUACUAAACAACAACACCAACACGAACAGGGCUCAGCUUUCAUCUUGAAGAGAGGGCACCAACCCCCAAGCUGCUGCUCCAUCUGCCUGAGCUCUCGUUCCCCUUGGCACAGUGUUCCCUACCGCGUCGCAGACACGUCCAAGUUGAGCGAGUGGGUUUCGUGUGCUUUGAAUACUUUGUCACAUCCUUCCCCUCAGAUGGUGUUUCAGUGGAAAGGAGCGCAGGGGUCUGCUCCUGCCCUGGGCCUUUGGCAGACGUUCUGUCCGCAGCAUCCGCAGUCAUGGUCAUUCAGUCGCUUCCUGCGACGAGAGGUGUCCCCGCUCCUAAGGAUUGCCUCUUCUGUCCUUUGUUUCUCCGAGCGUUUGGCCUUUAGUCCCCAGUCCCUCUGGUCUGCUAAUGGGGCUCUGGUGAGGGAGACAAAUGGAAAGUCACUUGGCCCUUUGGCUUAUGCUAGUGUUGGCGCGUGCUGUUCUCUCUGCAUGCUUUCCGGUUUAUCAGUGAUGCUCUUAAAGGAGGUACUCAGGGGGGACCCAUGGUUCCAGAUAUGGCCUCAAUAGCACAUUGUUCUUUCCCUCCUCCAGAAAAUGUGAAGUCUUGUGGCCUUCCCCUCUCUGUUCUAGUUGAGAAGUGUUCGCAUUGGCUGCAAAGUCUCGGAACUCACCCCGGUUUCUUGGUGCCGGGCCUCUUUGUGCCUCAGUGGUCUGCUUGGAGCCCAUCUGCCUCCUUGUGCUUGGGAACAAAGCUCUGUCUUUGCACGCGGUGUCCCUGGCUCGUUUGUGGUGGAAACAAAGGCCAUUUCCAUCCUCGUGGGACCACUUGGUCAAUGGGCCUGACACAGCCUUACCUCUCCCCACGCUACUGCCUGCCUAGAGCUAGUUUCAUUCUGUGGCAAGUCAUACUCUGACCCUGGGGACUGCCUUCAGAGGUGCUGGAGCUCCCCCACCCCUUUAUGCUGUGAGACAUUUGGGUAACCCUGUUCUGUCCCUGGAGCUGACCCCGAAAUACCAGUUGUAGGGCUUCCCAGAAUUGAACUGUUUCCACGAUUUCCCUUUCCCUUCUUUGUCAGCUCUUUCCUCCAGGGUCUUGGCAAGUUGGCUUUGCUUCCUUUGGCCACAUUUUAAAUAAUAUAUGUUGAGUCUGAUAAGUGCUGCGACGGAGUCUGGGGCUUUCCGUGGGCCAAGGCCUCCUUCCUCAUCAUUGUUCCUUCCACACUUUCAACAAACAUUUAUCCAGCCUCUGCUCUGUGCCAGGUAAACCUGACGGGGUCCUUGCUGUCACAGAGCCACGUCACUGGGAAGACAGAAAAACAGAGGUUUACACUAAGGCCUGGGGAGAGCUGGUGAGGCAGGUCCCCUGGGCUUGGGGCUCCUAGGACGGGGAGCUCACUUGGGUUAGGGUGGGGAUAUGUGUGUGAGGGAGAGCUGCUUGGAGAGAGUAGUGCCUGACCUAGAGCUGAGGGGGAGGAGGAACUGGGCGCCAAGGAGUACGUUUUGAGUGGGCUGGAGUGGGAAGAACAGGGGUCCUAUGGCCCUAUGUGGUGGUGGAUUUUGAGGCAGGCAGAGGCUGGGUCAUUUUGUAAGCCACGUCAUAGGGAGUUUGGACUUCUCUGAAGGACACUGGGGCAUUGUGGGAGAUUUCGAAUCAGGGUAGAGUGAGCUUUGCAUUUUAGAGAGGUGACUGGCAGCUGUAUGUGAACAGGUGGGGAGUAGGGCAGACUUGCAGGAGGGAGGCCAGUGAGGAAGCUGUGAUCCACUUAGCACUGACCAUGGGUUCACCGGGCAGUGUGGCGGUGUGAGGGGAGGGCAGGUGGAGAGCCAAUUAACAGCAAGGAAUCAUCAUUCAUACGGCAUCUUGGGAAAGGGGAACAUACUUAAUUACCCCCAGUUAUCAGAUGGGGACACCGGGGUUGAGAAGUGAGGUCAUCUGUCCACAGUCUCAGUUAAGCAUUGGGCAGGUUGGCCUUGGGAACUCAGGUCUGUCUUAUUCCAAAGCUGGUGUACCUCCCACUGCUGCCCCUGGCUGGUGAGUGAGUGUGUGUUUGUGUGUGUUGGUAGCGGGGGAGGUGCUGCAGGGUCUGACCAGGCUGAGGAGCUUGGGCUUUCUCCUGACACCAGAGAGCUCCUUGGAUGGCUUUAGGCAGGGCAGUGGGGGAGCCAGAUUCUUGUGAGGUAACCUGACAGCUGCGUGGAGGCUGGAUUUGUGGGAAGUGAGAUUGGCAGUAGGAGACCAGCUAGGAGGCUUGCUGCCUGCAGAUGGGACUCAAGUGGGGGCCUCGAGGAGAGCCGCAGCAGGGGGGCUGAGUGGCGGGGAGGGAAGGGAGAUGUGAAA
This is a messenger RNA of Mustela erminea (ermine), 4259 nucleotides long. RefSeq names its product ubiquitin like 7 (gene UBL7). Gene Ontology annotation, biological process: ubiquitin-dependent protein catabolic process. Gene Ontology annotation, molecular function: polyubiquitin modification-dependent protein binding. Bases 132 to 1274 code for a protein of 380 amino acids. The transcript has 11 exons. The record is from RefSeq and is a predicted model, not a curated record. Gene Ontology annotation, cellular component: cytosol. NCBI's taxonomy places the organism in Eukaryota, Metazoa, Chordata, Mammalia, Carnivora, Mustelidae.